CAGUGUCGCCGGUGCUGCCAUUUAUGCCGCCAUAUGCUCAGCCAGGCCAGCCUCCAAAUCCGGCAAUGAGACCAUACUCUCCGAUGCCGAAUGGAUACCCAGUUCCUCAAGGCACAAUUCCUCCUCCGGGUGGGUUAUUGUUCUCAUAAUAUCUCUCCCUUUUUUUAUGUCUUCCUCUCUCUAAAAUCAUGUACUAUCUGUAUCAUUCUACAGAUAACCUCAAGUGUUCCUAAUUUAGAACUGAAAAGUUGUUUUUGGUUCCCCUCUAUAACUGAAGAGUGUUCAAUGUUGGUAGUUAAAAAGAUCUGAAGGCUAUCGUUGUUAUUUUUUCAUGUAGAUAUCUGUAAUUUUUUAUUCAUUCUUUCAUGAGCUGCAAAAUAUAAAGCCUUUUUGAAUUUAAAACCUUUUUCAAGGUAUGAUUGUGGUUCUCAUUGUUUUGAAGGUCCUAUUUGGUUUCUCAUUGUUUUGAAGGUAUGAUUGUAAUUCUCAUUGUCUGAGGGUACAAUGCUUACAUUUUAUUGUGUUUAGUGUAGGCUUUGAUGCAUGAAACUGUAUGUGCAUCUUGUUCGUGUGCAUGUUGGCAAAAUAGUAAGAAAAUAUGUUACUUUUGUUUGAAUCUUGUGUAUAUUAGCUACAAUACUACAGUUCUAUGAUAGCGUGGGUUAUGUUAUUUUAUGUUCUGUUAUAUUAGAGUUAAGUGAGUGACCAGGAGGGUUAGGAUUUGGUUGAGAGGAGUUUGGGGGGAUUCGUGUUGGUUGUAUAAGGGGUAUCGAUGACGGGAUCUUUUCUCCUACAGUUUCUUGAUUGAUAACGGUGAGAAAGGUUGGAAGGCUUCAUAUUGCUGUUCUUUAGAGACUGACUACCACUCUACAACUCCCCUUUUGGUAUGCACCCGUUUGCUUUGUUUCCUUGAUUAUCAAGUUUAGAAUUGUCUUGCUGGGAAAAAAAAUUACUGUUUUAUGCUCAAACUGGCCUCUGAGAUUUCAAAUUGAACGUUAAGAAACAAUUUGGACUAAUGUGAUCUUCCCAUAUGUCAUACUCUAUAAUGUAUGGUUCUGCCAUUUUCGUUUAGUAGGAUAUCAUCUCGUAGUUAUAAGGAUAAAUUCCUUUUAAUGGUUUCCCAAUUCUUGAAUUGCCGGCAGCAGACUAUGAUACCAAUUGACUGCUCCUUGCCGUUGUUAUCAAGGUAUCACAAUCUUUUCAAUUCCACCCUCUGCUUUCCGUUUCUUUGCAUUUGUUAUGCUGUGCAUUAGGUUGUUAAUGGCCGAUAUACUUAAGAGAUUUUGGAAUAUCGAAAUAUACUGUUAUGUCAUCAGUUGCAUUGGUGUGAAAUAGACAUUGCAAUCCCAUUUUCAUGUUACUCAUUUCAAAUCUUCACAACUGGUGCAUUGGAUAGUUUGAGAAGGCUACUAUUUUACAACUGGAUGCGAAAGGUAAGCACACCUGACACUUCCAUGAUUUAUGAAUACGAUGUUAUUUCUUCAUGUCCCUUCAGGUUAUCUGUUCAGCUGGUGAGUGUUGUCAUGCCUGUGCUGCCAUCUCUAGUUGCUUGUAAUUUUGGGUAACAGUAUUUGAUUGUUUUCAUGAAAUUCUUUAUAUACACCUGGAUCAACAGGACAAAGAUUGUUGUAACUGUAUCUAGUUAUUAAACAUGCCCUGAUUUUUUUGCAAAGAUUUUUUUUGCUUGCAGGAAUCCCUCGCUAUCCUUAUCCAUAUACAGCAAUGGUUCGACCAGCAUUUCCUCCACGUCCUCCAGGACCAGCUGGCAUCCUUCCACCACUGUCACGCCCUCCAAUUCCCGGGUUUCGUGGUCCAAUCCUCCCUCCUAUUGUUAGACCUGUGGUCAUUCCAAUUGUUACGCCAACAGAGAAGCCACAAACCACUGUAUAUGUCGGCAAGAUUGCGUCAACUGUGGAAAAUGAUUUCAUGACGUCUCUUCUGCAACUUUGUGGUCCUGUCAAGAGUUGGAAACGUGCCCAAGACCCUUCAAAUGGAACUUUAAAGGGCUUUGGGUUUUGUGAAUUUGAUUCUGCUGAAGGGGUUCUUCGUGCACUCAGACUACUCAGUAAAUUAAACAUUGAUGGUCAAGAGUUGAUGUUAAAUGUGGAUCAAGCAACAAGAGAAUAUCUGGAGCGUUAUGUUGAGAAGAAAAUAGAGAAUGCGAAGAAUCUUAAACUAACUGAAGCCGAAGGGGACGAAAAGGAGGAAAAAGCUGCAGCAGAUGAUGAGAAGAAGGAAUCUCUGAAACCCCCCGCAAAGGACUCGGAGGAAAAUGAGAAUACCAUUGAGAACAAAGAAAAGCAUGACAGUGCCAACUUUGGCCUCGUUACUGCUGAAGAUAGGGAAGCUGACCGGGAGGCUACGGAGAAACUUACUGGCAUGAUAGAAGAGAGGAUAAAGACCAAACCUCUACCACCUCCUCCCCCGCAAACAGCUGCUGAAGGGUCUGGUAACUCUAACUCAGAACUUCCUGCUAGGUCAAGGGGUGGGGAUUCAGAUGUUGACAUAACGAAAAAGGAUGCAGCAGAAGAUAGAAAUGAUGAAGAGAUGACUAGUGAGAGCAAACCUCCAAGUGAACAUGAUAGACCCGAAACAAGUUCACCCGACAGGAGCAGAAGGAAUGAUAGGAGGGGCAGAGACCGCGAGCGAGAUCUGAAACGGGAAAAAGAAAGGGAACUUGAAAGAUUUGAGAGAGAAAGAGAGCAAGAACGAGCUAAGAGAGAGAGGGACAGAGAAUAUAAGAUCCGGGAAGAUGAGCGCAGGUAUAGGACACGUGUUAAGGAUUGGGAAGAUAGAGAAAGAGAGAGAGAACGCAAACGGAAGAUGGAAAAAGAGGAGGAGAAACAGAGGCAAGAGGAGCGGAAACGGGAAAUAAUGGAUCAAGAGUACGAGAGUGAUGAUGGUUAUUCCAAAAAGAGAAAAUAUAAGAGCAGUGUGGAGGAGAGGAAAAGGAGGUUAAGGGAGAAGGAAGAUGACUUGGCUGACCGAUUGAGAGAAGAGGAAGAGAUUGCUGAGGCAAAGAGGAAGGCUGAAGAGGAACAUCAGCUGCAAAAACAAGAGAAAGAUGAAUUAAAGCUUUUGUCUGGUGAUGCAACUUUUGGAAAUAACAAGGUUGUGUUCCCUGAUGAGACCAAUAUUGAAGUAAAAGAUAAAGCUGUUGAUCACACUUCUGAUGGUGACUUUGACCACGGAAACCAUAUGGGUGAUGCAAUUCUAACAAAUGGAACUGGUGAUGAAGCUAUUGCUAUGUCGGAUACGCGGCAGAGUGGCAACGCUCCAGGUAGAAAGUUGGGGUUUGGUCUUGUAGGGUCAGGAAAACGAACUGCUGUCCCUUCUGUUUUCUAUGAAGAGGAGGACGAGGAUGCACACAAGGAGAAAAAAAUGCGGCCUCUAGUUCCUAUUGAUUACUCAACUGAGGAACUGCAGGCUGUCCAACCUACCAUUUCUGGGGCACCAUCUCCAAAUUUGGCUGCAGCAGCAGAAUUUGCAAAGCGUAUCUCAAAGGUCCCCAAGGAAGAACGGCCGGAUUCAGAAAAGGAAAGAAGUAGACGUUCUCAUGGUAGAUCUAGCCAGAGAGAUCGAGACAGGAAUGAUGGGGAGUCUGGUCGCACCAGAGAAGAAAGCAAAAAGGAUACUGUUGACAGGGCAAGGGAUAGAGAUCAUGGACUGGAUAAAGUGAAGACACCAGAUAAUCAGAAGCUUUUGAAUGCGAAACAGUUGAUUGAUAUGAUUCCGAAGACCAAGGAUGAGUUAUUCUCAUAUGAAAUAGACUGGGCCAUUUAUGACAAGAAUGAAUUACAUAAGAGAAUGAGACCAUGGAUAUCUAAGAAGAUUACAGAGUUUUUGGGUGAGGAAGAGGCCACAUUGGUCGACUACAUUGUGUCCAGCACUCAGGAGCAUGUUAAGGCAUCCGAGAUGCUGGAGAGACUCCAGGCCAUUCUGGAUGAUGAAGCCGAAAUGUUUGUGCUCAAGAUGUGGAGGAUGCUCAUCUUUGAGAUUAAGAAAGAAGAGACUGGUCUUGCUUCGAAGUCCAAGACCUGAUGGAAUUCAGCUUGAAAUGUUGCUUAUCUGCACAAUUUAUUGCUUAUAGGAAAUACUUUUGCGAUAAUAUUUGCUUCGUCAAUCUCUUGUUAUUCUAGGAGGAAGCAAAAGUGCCAUCAAGGGCUAAUUUUCGUCAUUUUGUGAUGCUUAGAUCUACUCUGUUGUCAACUAGAGUUAAAAAAGCCAUUUUUCUGCCAAUCCUCUUAGAUGAGCAAUUUUGUAGUAAUCUAUAUCUGGUUGGUCCAUGACAAAACAAAUCUCAACAAGAACUGGUUCUCUGAUGUUUGGCACCAAAUCAUAUCACAAACCUUCAC
Molecule: messenger RNA, 4355 nt
Organism: Ilex paraguariensis (yerba mate)
Lineage: Eukaryota; Viridiplantae; Streptophyta; Magnoliopsida; Aquifoliales; Aquifoliaceae
Source: the annotation of a GenBank genome assembly